AUGCAUGAUUGCAUAAAUGAUGAAACAACGACGCGAGAAUUACUCGAACAGUAUAUGGAGAAUACAACUUAUGCUGAUUUAACCGACCAUUUCAUUUAUUAUCCAAUAUUUUUACAAGCAAGAAUGAUGACAUUCAUUGAACAUUUUAAAACCGAUAAAUUUUUAAAUUUUACACUUACACGAACAGAAGCUGAUCAAGCAAAAUUAAAUCUGUUCUUACAAGAUGCCGCUCGUUAUUUGCACGAUUCAUCCACUCGUCUUCUGUAUCGGUCAUUAUUAUUUCAAAUGAAAUCGAUCUCAAGUCGUCAAUCGUGUUUGAAAGCUCUUAUUGUUGGUACCGUUUUUCUUCCUCUUACCACAAACGAAUCGUUUCUCGACGAAUUCUAUCAUUUACUCUCGUCUCGUUAUUUACUUACAUCAACAAUGAUGGACACAUUUUUUCAUGUUCUCUGGCCAACAGGCAUUAAUCAAAUUUAUUCUGUACCACGUGCCUAUUUAUCAAUGUUAGUUAUUGUUCGACUUGCAUCCAUGAAUCAAGUAAGAUCUCGAGAAUUUACACAAAAUGAACUAUAUUCAUAUUUACUCCAAAUCUGUUAUCUUAUUCAUGUUCGUGUACCAAAUAUUAACAUUAAUUUGAUGCAUUUAUUCGAACCAAUAUGUGAAUGUGAUAAAUUUAAAAAUUUAUCGGUUUUAAAAUGUUCAAUGAAUGUCAUCAUUCUUGCUUGUAAAAAUAUUGGAUAA
Messenger RNA from Didymodactylos carnosus, 741 nucleotides. The record is from the annotation of a GenBank genome assembly. Lineage: Eukaryota; Metazoa; Rotifera; Eurotatoria; Philodinida; Philodinidae.